UGGGCUAUUUGCCUUUUUUUUUAUUAGGUUGUAAGAAUUCUUCCUUUAUCCUGGAUACAAGUCCCUUGUCAGAUUCAUGAUUUGGAGAUGUUUUCUCCAAUUUUUGUGUUGCCUUUUUAGUUUCUUGGUGGUAUCCUUUGAAGCACAAAAGUUUUAAAUUUUAAUGAAGUCUAAUUUGUCAAUUUUUUUUCUUGUGUUGCUUGUGCUUUUACUGUCAUACUUAAGGAACUCUUACUUAAUCCAAGAUAAUGAAGAUUUACUCCUAAUUUUUUUCUGAGUAUUAUGGUUUUAGCUCUUAUAUUUAUGUCUUUGAUACAUUCUGAGUUAAUUUUUGUAUAUGGUGUGAAGUAAGGGUACAACUUCAUUCUUUUGCAUGUGGAUAUCCAUUUCUCUCAACACCAUUUGUUGAAGAGACUAUUCUUUCCCCACUGAAUACUUUUGGCAUGCUUAUUGAAAAUCAGUUGCCAUAGAUGUAUGGGUUUAUUUCAGGACUCUCAAUUCUUUUAUUUAUUUUUUUUUUCAGGACUCUCAAUUCUAUUCCAUUGAUCUUCAUGUCUAUCAGUAUGCCAGUACCACACUGUUUUGAUUACUGUAGCUUUGCAGCCUCUGUAACUGCCGGUAGAAGCCAUGAUGAGCUCCAUGCAUUAGCCUUACCACACGAAGUUCAUUUAAUGUGAACAGACGUGAAAACAUCUGAGCGUCAGUGGGCCAGUGCAGCUCCAUCUGAGACCAACCCACUUCAAAACUCCCCACCCAAAUCUUGGGGCUGUCCCAGGAGUGGCUUAGUUCAGAGGUCAUCAAACUGAGUGGUCAAGCCAGUGUGGAGGAGGGGACCAAGGGGACCUGACACCAGCAUUGCACAGGGCUCCUCCUGAGCCUGGGCCACCUUCACGUUCACCACCAGACCCCAGAUGGCUUGGAGGCAUCAGGCCCUUGCUCUGUAGCUAUAGAGUCCACUGCCUCAAAUGGGGACCCCAGGAACAGCUGUUCCCUGCACUACAUCUACGCCUAGCAGCCCAGCGAGUACCUGAAGGCCUUGCUGGCCGUGGGGGAGAUUUGCCAGGACUAUGACAGGCCCUUACUGGGGAAACUGAAUUCUCACCUCUUGAACCAUUCUAUGAUCGAUGUUGUCCCCGAUGUUUCUCAGCUGCCUGGCCAACUUGUGGAUUAUUUCCUCCUGGUGAUGGUUCUGGCCAAUGCUAUUCUCCUUGGGCCGAGAAGGAUUUCUCCCUGAUCAAGCAGACAGUUCAGGAUACACAGUCCAAGGAUGAAUGUUCACCGUGGCACUGAGAGCGACAGGUUACUGUGGCAGGAGGCCAGCUGCCUGAUGGAUGAAGCCUCAGCUGCAGCCCAAGAAAGAGAAGCAAAUAGCCCGGCUUCUUCUGGUCUUCAAAAUCUUACUUAUCCUCUAGGUCCCAGGAAUGAUGACCUUCCACUUGACUCUGCCUCUCAGCCAGCAAAUCUUCAGUUCCCUCACAUGAUGCCACUUCCUGAAGACAUCAAAGGCUCUUGCUUCCAAAGUGGGAAUAAACGGAACCAUGAACCCUUCAUCGCUCCAGAACGAUUUGGAAACAGCACUGUGGGCUUUGGCAGUAACGUUCAUUCUCAGGCACCAGAGAAAGUGACACUUCUCGUAGAUGGCACACGUUUUGUUGUCAAUCCACAAAUUUUCACUGUUCAUCCGGAUACCAUGUUGGGAAGGAUGUUUGGACCAGGAAGAGAGUACAACUUCACACGGCCCAAUGAGAAGGGCGAGUAUGAGAUUGCCGAAGGAAUCAGUGCAACUGUAUUUCGAACGGUGCUGGAUUAUUACAAAACUGGUAUCAUCAAUUGUCCUGAUGGCAUCUCUAUCCCAGACCUUAGAGAUACGUGCGAUUAUCUCUGCAUUAACUUUGACUUCAACACUAUCCGAUGUCAAGAUCUGAGUGCUUUACUGCAUGAACUGUCUAACGACGGCGCUCACAAGCAGUUUGAUCACUACCUCGAAGAGCUGAUCCUGCCCAUCAUGGUGGGCUGUGCCAAGAAAGGGGAGCGAGAAUGCCACAUCGUCGUGCUGACGGACGAGGAUUCUGUGGACUGGGACGAAGACCACCCCCCACCCAUGGGGGAGGAGUAUUCCCAAAUUCUUUAUAGCUCUAAGCUCUAUAGAUUUUUCAAAUAUAUUGAGAAUCGGGAUGUCGCUAAAACAGUGUUAAAGGAACGGGGCCUGAAAAACAUUCGCAUUGGAAUUGAAGGUUAUCCUACCUGUAAAGAAAAAAUUAAGAGGAGACCUGGUGGCCGGUCUGAAGUGAUCUAUAAUUACGUGCAGCGCCCCUUUAUCCAGAUGUCAUGGGAAAAAGAAGAAGGAAAGAGUCGCCAUGUGGAUUUCCAGUGUGUUCGAAGCAAAUCCCUCACUAACCUGGUAGCUGCUGGAGAAGAUGUCUUGGAGGACCAAGAGAUAUUAAUGCACCACCCACCUCAAGUGGAUGAACUUGACCGGCUAAACGCCCCACUUUCUCAGAUGGCUUCUAACGACUUUCAGGAUUAGGGGCAGCUGUGGGCCCCUCUGCCGGCCUUUUCUCUGACUGGGAUGCCCAUAGCCAAUCCUCCCCAUGGUUUGUCUCACACUAAGUAGGAGACAUGCUUCUCCCCCCUCCUUUCCUUUUCUACCAUAAUUAAUGUGUGUCCUUUUCAGUAAGUCUGUGCCUCCGGCAGGAGAUUAAAAAGGACUCACUGGUAAUUAAGCUACCAGCUUUGCAGCAGCCCUGGUAACUUGAAAAUUUUGGGUCUGGUGCUGUUCACUGAGUCUUUGCAUAACUGCAAAAGCAGGAAAGGAGGUCAAGACUCCUGUUGCCUCAUAUUCAGCAAAGCAGUUCUCAUCCUUUACACUCUGUUCUUGGCUUUUGUUUAUUUGGUUUUAUACUAGGCAAAUUACUUAGCAGCAAAGGGACCAAACUUAGAAGGAGACAAUCUCUGUCUUCUACAAGCAGGCACUAAUUGGAUGCCCAUUAGAGGUUAGUGGAGAUAGCAUCCUGGUGGCCUCUGUGCCCAGGUUGCAUCUGGGAAGAAAUAGGCUCUCAUUCAAAAUGUCCAAAGGAAAUUCUUAGGAGCUUCAGUUCAGUUUUUUUUUAUUAUUAUUGCAAUGAACAAUCCAAAACCUCACAGAUUCUUUGACAGGAAGGAUAAUGUAUGACAAUGUUUAUGAAACCUUUUUAGCUUCAAGGUUUUUGACCCUAAACAAAUUGAUUAUUCAUUUGGAGUGAAAUUCACACUUUCAUUAUCCUGGCUUGGAAUCUGGUGUGAAGCCAUAGGUCUUCACCCUAGGCCAGCAUGCUGUAGGUGUGGCUAGGAGACCUCAGAAAUGGCUUAAAAGGCUUUCAAGAUGAAGGCAAUGAUUUCUCAGAAGUGCUCAGUUUCUCAGUAGAAAGACUAGUAAGAGCUCGGUGGGUAGGGCUGGGGGUGAAUCUGGGUGGGAAAACGUCACCUGCCUAGACUUUGUCUCAGUGCAGGGAUUUUCGUUGUAUAUUCUUUUCAUACUAUGGAAUAUUUUUAGGUAUCAGGAUAUUUUAAUUUUUGAAAUAGCCUAUCAGCUGCUCACACUGGGUAAAAAAACCAUACUAAUGUCAUCUCCAAAGGAAGAAUGAGUUGAAGGGAAAUUAGGCCUAGUCAUUUUGAUUGAUCUGUCAGCUCUGGGUUAACAGUACAUGGUGUGUGACAACCCAGAUCACUCCUCUGGGUACUGUAACCACCUCCCCUGAUGUCUCCAUGGCUGUUAACAGUAGAGCUAAAUUUAGAUUCUAGAGUCAGAUGUGUCUUGAGAUCUUUCCCAUUUUAUGGUAGAGGUUGGCCUUCCAAUCACCUACCCUGAGCAUAUACAAAGAGACACAUAGUUUCCUUCAAGUUCUCUAAGAACAGGACUGGUUUUCUUAAAUUCCAUUUCCACAAGAUACUAUAGGGCAAACUACUUGAUGCCAUUUUAUGACCUCCCUAGUCAGAAUUCUCCAAAGGUGAAGUCAGAUUGGGUGUUGACAGCUACUCUUUCCAGGCUUGAAGAACAAGAGUGUGUGACCAGGGCCAGUGUCACAGGGGACAUCAAUGCUGUGUUCCUUAUUCAGAAAAAUCAGUAGUAAGGGGUUAAACCGAGCCAUCCCCCAGCUACAGUUAUUCUGAUUAUCAUUGGCAUCCAUUUGUAAGGCUGAUGGCCAGGGUUAAUGUUUAGGGUUAACGUUAUUUUUGUAGCCAGGGGUAGUUUUAUUCCUGUGAAAAGAAUUGGCUGUUUGAGGUCAGGUUUGGCUUUGACCUUACUGGUACUACAUUCAUACCCACGACCAGCCAGGAUAAUUGUUUAAUGGUGCUUCCUUUACGCUUUGUGGUUGACUUCCAUGCUAUCACAAAGGAAAUUUAACUUUUGUGUAGACUAUAAUAAGUAUGUAUAAUUUCUGUUUUAUAGCUUAAUAUAACAUUUAAGGGUAGACAUGUCUCAGCUAACACUCUAAAACUUAUUAGUCAUUGCUUAGGUAAAAAGCUAGGUAUGAAAGUGUGGCAUGUACUUAACACUUUGUUCUACGUAAAUGAUUAAUUUCCUCCGGCUUUCAAAAACCAGGUCUUUUUUUCCCCCAAAAUUGGGUUAACGUGCUUUCAGCCCCAACCCUUAGGGUUCGAGUGAGCUGGAGAUCUGUGGAGGUAAAUCUGCCAGUGUUGCCAGGUGGUGGUGACGGAGGGAAAAGCUGGGCCCACAGGUUCCCUCUGGCGGAGAGGACAUUUCUUCUGUACCCCACGCCCUUCCAGCCUGGAGCGCAGCAUCACUGUAAUUAGGUGGCUCCUUUCAGCCACAGCAGCUCUGUUCCCAGGGCCAGGACAUCCCGUGGCGACAGGACCUCGCAGUUCUCGCAGGAACAAGAGCUGGGUUGCAGUCAUUCCCUUCAGAGUCAGUUACUGGCCAGCUGGGCAACAGGUAUUUCUAAUUAAAAAGGUGAAACUCAGGUUUGGUGGUUUUUUCCUAAGUGCCUAAAUAAGUAAGCCAGGCUGUUUAUACAGAAACAUUUUCGUAAGAAAAUGUUUUUACCCAGACUGUCUUAUUCAGAGGUAUCUAUCUCAGCAGGCCAAGAUAAACCUGAAUUUGAGGUUUAGGAUCUGAGUUUGUGUCUGCAUCAAAUCAUGUAUUGUUGAUUAGGAAACAUUUGCCAUUAAGGAAUUGGGAGCAGGCAAGGAGACAGUGUUAAAAUGUGUCUGAUGAGAUUACUUAAUGGUUUCUCCAAAGUGGAGAAAAGGUAUUAAAAGAAUGACAGUAAAAAAAAGGUAAGGAAGCUAGAAAGUAGCUGGAUUUAUUGCAUGAUAUGCAGUAGCCAGUAUUAAUAACUAAAUUCUGUGUGAUACCUAAGGUAUACAGGUCUAUGAAAAUACUGUGGCAUAAGCCCAGAAAGGAUGGAUAGUGUUCCAGCAGGUCCUUCUGUUAAGUAAAAACAAUCAGAGCAGAGGCUUUAAUGUCAAAGAGUGAUGGGAGCCUUUAUCGAGUAAUAGUCAAUAGAAAGUUAAGAAUCAGUGAUUUAUUCAAUGCCACUUCUUGCCAUCAUUUUGAAAUGGUUAAACUGGGCAUAGUUCAGAAAGCAAACCUGAUACCUUUAUGGGAGAUGGAGCCACAUCCGUGCUCUGGGUGGGAUCACCUCUGCAAGAGAACAUUACAUUUUCUCUCAAAGGCAAAAUGCUUGUAGGUUUUGCCUCUUUACUUUGUAUUUAAAGUUGCACUUGUUCACCUACCAGUGUUUACGAAAUCCUAUAUUUGGGAUGCUUUUUCUAUAAUAAAAUGUUAUCAUUUGUG
This is a messenger RNA of Globicephala melas (long-finned pilot whale), 5797 nucleotides long. It is a transcript of the gene KCTD20, whose product is annotated as potassium channel tetramerization domain containing 20. Gene Ontology annotation, molecular function: protein binding. The record is from RefSeq and is a predicted model, not a curated record. Gene Ontology annotation, cellular component: cytoplasm. NCBI's taxonomy places the organism in Eukaryota, Metazoa, Chordata, Mammalia, Artiodactyla, Delphinidae. Gene Ontology annotation, biological process: positive regulation of phosphorylation.